AUGGCAAGCUCCCCGCAGAAGUCUCCUUCUUCCCCCAAGUCCCCCACCCCGAAGUCCCCCCCCUCCAGAAAGAAGGAUGACUCCUUCCUGGGCAAGCUCGGCGGCACGCUGGCCAGGAGGAAAAAAGCCAAAGAAGUGUCUGAAUUACAGGAAGAAGGAAUAAAUGCCAUUAACUUACCUCUCAGUCCCAUUCCAUUCGAACUAGACCCUGAGGACACUAUGCUAGAGGAGAAUGAAGUCCGAACAAUGGUGGAUCCAAAUUCAAGAAAUGAUCCAAAAUUACAAGAACUGAUGAAGGUACUAAUUGACUGGAUUAAUGAUGUGUUGGUAGGAGAGAGGAUUAUUGUGAAAGACUUGGCUGAAGACCUGUAUGAUGGACAAGUUUUGCAGAAAUUAUUUGAGAAGCUUGAAAGUGAGAAGCUGAAUGUUGCAGAAGUUACUCAGUCUGAAAUUGCUCAGAAACAGAAGCUACAGACAGUGCUUGAAAAGAUCAAUGAAACCCUUAAACUGCCUCCAAGAAGCAUUAAGUGGAACGUUGACUCUGUUCAUGCUAAAAGUCUCGUAGCGAUACUUCAUCUUCUGGUUGCAUUAUCUCAGUAUUUUCGAGCACCAAUCCGACUCCCUGACCAUGUAUCCAUUCAGGUGGUUGUUGUGCAGAAAAGAGAAGGAAUCCUCCAGUCUCGACAAAUCCAAGAGGAAAUAACUGGUAACACUGAGGCAUUAUCAGGAAGGCAUGAAAGAGAUGCAUUCGACACUUUAUUUGACCAUGCCCCAGACAAGCUCAAUGUAGUGAAAAAGACUCUCAUCACCUUUGUGAACAAGCAUCUGAAUAAAUUGAAUUUGGAGGUGACUGAACUGGACACGCAGUUUGCAGAUGGAGUGUACUUAGUCCUGCUAAUGGGUCUCCUGGAAGGAUAUUUUGUUCCCCUGCACAGCUUUUUCUUGACUCCUGAUAGUUUUGAGCAAAAGGUUGUCAAUGUGACCUUUGCAUUCGAGCUCAUGCAGGAUGGUGGAUUGGAAAAACCAAAGCCAAGACCAGAAGAUAUUGUAAAUUGUGACUUGAAGUCUACACUGAGAGUACUGUACAAUUUGUUUUCCAAAUACAGGAACGUGGAGUGA
Cinclus cinclus is the source of this 1119-nucleotide messenger RNA. RefSeq names its product parvin alpha (gene PARVA). Lineage: Eukaryota; Metazoa; Chordata; Aves; Passeriformes; Cinclidae. Gene Ontology annotation, cellular component: cytoplasm; focal adhesion; actin cytoskeleton. Gene Ontology annotation, molecular function: actin binding. The record is from RefSeq and is a predicted model, not a curated record. Gene Ontology annotation, biological process: establishment or maintenance of cell polarity; cilium assembly; actin cytoskeleton organization. Bases 1 to 1119 code for a protein of 372 amino acids. The transcript is spliced from 13 exons.